GCUGCGGAUGACAUCACGGCUUUAAAUAUUCCCGUCGCUUCUUUUUCCAGCCACAGUUCCUCUCAGUCAGCCCCGCACACAGAGCCUCCUCCCCGGCCUCCCCGCCAUGCUCCUGUGGUCUUAGCUGCAACUUCCACAUCAGCGCUGUAACGGACACACGCUGCCUCCGCAUCCCGCUCUGCUAACGACACUCCCGGGCGUCCGGCACCGGCUCCUCCCCGGGGGAAGAGAAAAGGCGCCUCACGGGGCUUCAGUGCGGAGAAGAAAGACAGAAAGAAGCGAGAGAGUGAGAGUGAGAGAGGAGGGGAGGGGAGCUGGAGAAGAAGUGGACCGAGCUGAGUCGGGCGUGGUAGCGAAGGAAAAGCGCAUCUGUGUCAGCUGAAGUUUAAAAAGUAGCAGCAUCCACAAUGUCUCUGUCGGUGCCGCAGAACGGAGUGAAGGCGGAUAACGAGCCCGUCAUCGAGCUGUUCGUGAAGGCGGGAAGUGAUGGAGAGAGCAUCGGGAACUGCCCCUUCUCCCAGAGGCUCUUCAUGAUCCUGUGGCUGAAAGGAGUCGUCUUCAAUGUCACCACAGUGGAUCUCAAGAGGAAGCCAGCAGACCUCCAGAAUCUGGCCCCCGGCACACACCCGCCCUUCAUUACCUACAACGGUGAGGUCAAAACUGACGUCAACAAGAUCGAGGAGUUCCUGGAGGAUGUCCUCUGUCCACCCAAGUACAUCAAGCUUGGUGCGAGACACCCUGAGUCGAACACAGCUGGUAUGGACAUCUUUGCCAAGUUUUCAGCUUACAUCAAGAACUCAAAGCCAGAUGCAAAUGAGGCUCUGGAGCGUGGGGUACUGAAGACGCUGCAGAAGCUGGAUGAGUACCUCCGAUCACCACUGCCCGAUGAGAUCGACCACAACAGCAUCGAGGACAUCAAGGUCUCCAGCCGCAAGUUCUUGGACGGCGAUGAAAUGACUCUGGCCGACUGCAACCUGCUGCCCAAGCUGCACAUAGUGAAGGUGGUGGCCCAGAAGUACCGAGGCUUCGACAUUCCCAAAGAGAUGACGGCCAUCUGGAAGUACCUGAACAUCGCCUACACCCGCGAGGAGUUCACCAACACCUGCCCCAGCGACAAGGAGAUCGAGAUUGCCUACGGAGACGUAGCCAAGAGGCUGGUGAAAUGAGCCCGUGUGUCCUGACCUCCUCCCUCCCUCUGCCGCCCAGUAACCACCAUCCUCUUCACACUCCCCUGCACCUCUGUCUCUCCUCAGCACCGGGACUGAUGUGCUCAUUCACGAGAAAGAAAAAAAAAAACUCUGGACUUCUUUUCCUUCUCUUCUUCAUUCGUAGCGAAUGCAUGAACCCUUCAUCUCUGUCUCUCCGCCUCUCUGCCUUCCCCUCAGAUUUUGAUGAUCUCUUUAUUCGGUACAGCAAAGGUCAGAGUUGUUCCAAUGUUUUCCACCGGAAAAGAGCAGCCCAGAUGUGUAUCAGUGCUUAUCGAUGUCGGGAGCCUCAUCACACACGCUCCCUGAUAAGUGACCUUCAAGAUGACCUUCUCUCUGUGUUGAUGGGGAAAGUUCACAAGCUGUUGUUGAUUUUCUGUUUGUUUAAUAUUGACGAUGCUCUUUUUUUUCUAGGUUUGGUAUAAGAAUGAAGCUGUUUAUUUUUGUUUCCUGUCUUUUGGCUUAUUAAGAGGCGUUGUAAACAGUGUUGAAGUUUUUUUUUUUGUUGUUGUUGCUCAAGUUUUUGACAGGUUUAAGUAGAAGGGAAUCCAAACCUGAGUGGUUGACAUAUCAAGGAAGAGAUGCUUUAUUUUAUUGUUGAGCUUGUUUCAAAAUAAAUAAUUGUAAGCGCAGGUAAAGCUACCUGGUAUUCAUGCUCUGAUUUCCUCAUUGCCUCAAAUGGGCCAAUGGCUUGUAGCUCGGCUCAGUAGAAUUGUAGGACGUUUCCUGUAACAGCUGCAGAAACAACUCAGGAAAAAUACAACCUGAGGUUUAAAAAAUAUAAACUAUGUAGCUUACAGACUUGUUCAAAGGUUUAUAGAUAGUCCAGCCUGGCCUUUUUUUUUUUUAUUAUCACCACAUUGCCAUAGAAAAUGACGCUAGCAUACCUGUACCGCUACAGUAAGUGAGUGUAUUACACAUUGCAGACCAAAAACGGGCACAUUAUUCAGGUCUCACUGUGGAUAGAAUGACCGCUAUAAAAACUAGAAGUCAAAAGAAAGAAGAAACCACAAUCUCUCUCUGUCUGUUUCUCCAGAGUGAAGAACGCUAAUGUGUGGUCAGGUGCCAGGAAAGGCAACACUAAAGAUAUUUAUGAUUUAAAAAGAAAAACAAAUCAAGGAGAGGGUAGCAAUGAAAUACUGUGUAUCGGAUUGACUUUCACUUUCUCGUCCGUAUGUAGAUCGAUCUCUUAAGGUAGUGAAUGUACGUUAUCAUACAGUAGCUCCAAAAGUGCUUUAGUGCGGAAAAAAGCAAAACAUGUUUGUUCUUUUGCUUUCUCCCGUUUGCCAUGUUUUUGUUAUGAAACAAAUUUGAUAGAGAGAAAAAGAAGAUGUGUAAAUAAUUUUGUUUUGAUUGCUCAGAUUUCAACGUGUACAUUUUAUACAUGUCAUUGGAACUUUGAUGGAAAACGUCGCCUGCUUGGAUUUUAAAUUCUAGACUAACCCAUCUCCUCUUUGCCUUACUUGUUUUCUCUCUGCCGAUGUUUUGCAGGAAGGUUUCUUUUUCUUUCAGAGAUCAUUUCAUUACAACGUGUGUGAAGUUGUACAAAGACAAAAUAAACAAGCUAUGUCAUGGCUUUUUUUUUUUUUAACAAUAUUGACUGAAUUGAAAUAAACUUCUUAUUGGCACUCUGA
Messenger RNA from Hippoglossus stenolepis (Pacific halibut), 2839 nucleotides. RefSeq names its product chloride intracellular channel 4 (gene clic4). NCBI's taxonomy places the organism in Eukaryota, Metazoa, Chordata, Actinopteri, Pleuronectiformes, Pleuronectidae. The transcript has 6 exons. The record is from RefSeq and is a predicted model, not a curated record. Bases 408 to 1166 code for a protein of 252 amino acids.